This is a messenger RNA of Mollisia scopiformis, 1103 nucleotides long. RefSeq lists its product as uncharacterized. Gene Ontology annotation, biological process: endoplasmic reticulum to Golgi vesicle-mediated transport. NCBI's taxonomy places the organism in Eukaryota, Fungi, Ascomycota, Leotiomycetes, Helotiales, Mollisiaceae. The record is from RefSeq and is a predicted model, not a curated record. Bases 254 to 781 code for a protein of 175 amino acids. The transcript has 3 exons.
GAAACUACCCUCAAUAAAGAAUUUUCGUGCACUCAAACACUUUUUACCUUUCAUCGAAUGAUUGUAUAUUGCAACGUGGACCCAACAAAGAAAAUAAUAGUACGUGACCUCGAGCGGCGCGCAUCGUGUCCCCUUUUUCUUUGGGACGAAACCCGAUUCGCGAUUGCUCCUUAGAUGACUGGGUGGCUUCUGGGGAAACCAACCGAACAGAUUUCCCCCUCUCGAACCCUUCUUCUUCAAACCAACAACCAUCAUGUCUUCAAGAUUCCCCUCCUCAACGCUCCACCAGCGCGAUCCCCGCUCCGCGCUCUUCGAGAACUACAACGGUGGUGGAACGCCAACGCGGACCUCGAAUUCGUCGUCGUCGCCGUCGCCGUACGCGGGCGGGUACGGAUACCCAGCAUCAUCGGCGAGCAAUGGGUCAGUGAUCAAUGGGAACGGGAAAGCGGUGGGGUAUAGGCCCGCGACGCCGAAUAGUAGGGGCCAGUAUAGCGAUGCGGUGUUGAAUGAGUUGGAGAGCCAGAAUGAGGGGCAGGUGGAGGGGAUUAUGGGGAAGGUUAGGGCGUUGAAAGAUAUGACGAUAGCGAUCGGAGAUGAGAUCAGAGAUUCGUCGGCCAUGGCGGAGAAGAUGAAUGAGGGGUUUGAUAGUACGCGGGUGAGGUUGAGGGGCACGAUGAAUCGGAUGCUGGUUAUGGCGGAGCGGACGGGGGUUGGGUGGAAGGUGUGGUUGGGGUUCUUUGCUGCGGUGGGGUUUCUGUUCUUUUAUGUUUGGGUGUUUUGAGGGGAUUGAGUGAUGGAGAGAUGGAGAAAGAAGCAGUGUUAGAGGGAGGAUUGUACAUCGCGAAGACUUUUGGAACAACAGCUGCAUUGCAUGGCGUUUUCUGGAGGGCGAGGGUUGUAUUAUACGCAUUUUAUUGUUGGGUCACAGGUGGACUCUGUCAAUACAUUACAAUUCAUUGAGAUAUCGAGGUGGUCUGGGUAAUUAUAUUGGUCGGAUUUCUCUAGCUAGAGCUACCUAUUAUUGUGGAUAGUUCCCAGACGAACGCCAACCUCGACCUCGCAGACUCACUCUUUGUCGAGGGCUGCUGCUGCCUCCAAUCUGA